Mugil cephalus (flathead mullet) is the source of this 8391-nucleotide messenger RNA. It is a transcript of the gene kcnh1a, whose product is annotated as potassium voltage-gated channel, subfamily H (eag-related), member 1a. Gene Ontology annotation, molecular function: delayed rectifier potassium channel activity. The transcript has 13 exons. Bases 168 to 3083 code for a protein of 971 amino acids. The record is from RefSeq and is a predicted model, not a curated record. NCBI's taxonomy places the organism in Eukaryota, Metazoa, Chordata, Actinopteri, Mugiliformes, Mugilidae. Gene Ontology annotation, biological process: regulation of membrane potential; potassium ion transmembrane transport. Gene Ontology annotation, cellular component: membrane.
AGGCGCCAACGCACCGGGUUUGAGGAGGUAGCUAAUGAGCAGACCAGACAGCCAGACCCCCUGUGCAAAGAGAUCCACGCAGCGUCUCGGAGCCGGAGACACCAUGAAGACAGACAGCAGAUUGAGGAGUAAAGAUUCACCUGCAGACGACUGAGUGUGGCGUCAGGAUGGCGGGGGGUCGGAGGGGACUUGUGGCCCCUCAGAAUACUUUUUUGGAGAAUAUUGUGAGACGGUCGAACGUUUGGACACUGUCACAUAGACAGACAGAUACCAACUUCGUCCUUGGAAAUGCUCAGAUAGUAGACUGGCCCAUCGUCUACAGCAAUGAUGGUUUCUGCAAGCUGUCGGGGUACCACAGAGCAGAGGUGAUGCAGAAAAGCAGCACCUGCAGCUUCAUGUACGGGGAGCUCACAGACAAGGACACCACAGAAAAAGUACGACUAACGUUCGAGAACUAUGAGAUGAACUCAUUUGAAAUACUGAUGUACAAGAAGAACAGGACACCUGUUUGGUUCUUUGUGAAGAUUGCUCCCAUUCGAAAUGAACAAGAGAAAGUGGUCCUUUUUCUUUGUACGUUCAGCGAUAUCACAGCCUUUAAACAGCCCAUUGAAGACGAUUCUUCCAAAGGCUGGGGGAAGUUUGCCCGACUGACUCGGGCUCUAACAAGCAGCAGAGGAGUCUUGCAGCAGCUGCAGCCCACGGUUCACAAAGGAGAGAACGUCCACAAACACUCCCGCCUCGCUGAGGUACUGCAGCUUGGUUCAGAUAUCCUACCUCAGUACAAACAGGAGACCCCCAAAACCCCUCCUCACAUCAUCCUGCACUACUGCCUCUUCAAGACCACGUGGGAUUGGGUCAUCCUCAUCCUCACCUUCUACACAGCCAUCAUGGUGCCCUACAAUGUCUCCUUCAAGACGAAGCAGAACAACGUGACGUGGCUGGUGGUGGACAGCAUCGUGGACGUCAUCUUCCUGGUGGACAUCGUGUUAAACUUCCACACCACGUUCGUCGGACCCGCCGGCGAGGUCAUCUCAGACCCCAAGCUGAUCCGAAUGAACUACCUGAAGACCUGGUUUGUUAUCGACCUGCUCUCUUGCUUGCCGUAUGACGUCAUCAACGCCUUCGAGAAUGUCGAUGAGGGGAUCAGCAGCCUGUUCAGCUCACUUAAGGUGGUGCGGCUUCUCCGCCUGGGUCGAGUGGCCCGUAAACUGGAUCACUACAUCGAGUACGGGGCGGCUGUUCUGGUGCUGCUGGUGUGUGUUUUUGGACUCGCCGCUCACUGGCUGGCCUGCAUUUGGUACAGCAUCGGUGAUUACGAGGUGAUUGAUGAGGAAACCAACAAUGUGCGCAACGACAGCUGGCUCUACAUCCUGGCAGAGACGGUGGGCAGGCCGUACCACUUCAACUCCAGCUCAGGAAAGUGGGAGGGUGGGCCUCUCAAGGACUCUGUCUAUAUCACCUCCUUGUACUUCACAAUGACCAGUCUGACCAGCAUCGGCUUCGGUAACAUCGCACCAACGACCGAUGGAGAGAAAAUAUUUGCCGUGGCCAUGAUGAUGAUUGGAUCCCUCCUUUACGCCACCAUCUUCGGUAACGUGACAACGAUCUUCCAGCAGAUGUACGCCAACACCAAUCGUUACCAUGAGAUGCUUAACAGCGUCCGGGACUUCCUCAAACUCUACCAGGUGCCCAAGGGCUUGAGCGAAAGAGUUAUGGACUACAUUGCCUCCACCUGGUCCAUGUCACGGGGUAUAGACACUGAAAAGGUGUUGCAGAUUUGUCCAAAGGACAUGAGAGCAGAUAUCUGUGUCCAUCUCAACCGCAAGGUCUUUAAAGAGCACCCGGCUUUCCGGCUGGCCAGCGACGGCUGCCUCAGAGCGCUGGCCAUGGAGUUUCAGACCAUCCACUGUGCCCCCGGAGACCUGAUCUACCACGCUGGCGAGAGCGUGGACAGCCUCUGUUUCGUGGUGUCAGGAUCACUUGAGGUCAUUCAGGAUGACGAGGUGGUGGCCAUUUUAGGUAAGGGAGACGUAUUUGGAGAUGUGUUCUGGAAAGAGGUGACUCUGGCUCAGGCCUGCGCCAACGUCCGAGCCCUGACCUACUGCGACCUCCACGUCAUUAAACGCGACGCGCUGCAGAAGGUGCUGGAGUUCUACACAGCGUUCUCCAACCACUUCUCCAGAAACCUGCUGCUCACAUACAACCUGCGAAAGAGGAUCGUCUUCCGAAAGAUCAGUGAUGUGAAACGGGAGGAAGAGGAGCGACAGAGACGUAAAAAUGAAGCCCCUCUGAACUUACCACCAGAUCACCCGGUGCGAAAACUCUUCCAGCGCUUCCGACAGCAGAAGGAAGCCCGCAUGGCGACUGAAAAACCAGAACAAGAUGAACAAGAUAUCGAGAAAGGCUCCGUGUAUGUGGACAUCCCACUGGCUAAGGCGGCCAUUACAACCACCAGCAUUGUCACAGUGACAGAAAGCCCGGCAACACCUUCAUCUUCCACUCCGUCAUCUUCAACACCUCCCAGCUCCAUCCCCUCAGAGAAGGGGAAGUUGCAGGUGCCGUCGUCCAUUUCUUUGGUAGGAUGCCGGACUGCUGAACCAGUCAAAGUCAAAGGUUGGGGUCGCUUCAAGGAAUCCAUGGCCAAAGCCGACAACUGGAACAAGGUGUCCAAAGCUGAAUCCAUGGAAACUUUACCAGAACGGACCAAGGUGCACGAAUCACAGAUGUCUCUAAAGAAGACAGACUCAUGCGACAGCGGCAUUACCAAAAGUGACCUGCGCCUUGACAAAGUGGGCGACUUCCGCCUGACACCUCAGGACCGCAGUCCUGCCCAGCCUCCAGAAACCAGGCACGCCUUCUACCCCAUCCCAGAGCAAACGCUUCAAGCCUCCCUUCAGGAGCUCAAACUGGAGCUGAAGGACGACCUCAAGAACCUGAACAUUCGAAUGUCUGGACUGGAGGCGCAACUCACAGAAGCACUUCAACUCCUCAAAGCCAGGAAAUCAAGCACUAGCUCUCCGCAGCAUCUUUUUGACAUUUCUAGACCUGCUUCACCAGAGGACAAAGAGGACAUCUUCUCUUGAAGGAUGGACAAACCAUCAGGCAACAGUGAUCCGUGAACUCAGCUGGAAUCCAGUAAUAUCCAGAUUACUUGGAUGGCUGAGGCCACGCUGGGCACACCGUUUAGAAUAGGCAUCAGUGUGAUCUGUAAGAUGCACUGGCCUUUAUCAUAAGGGUGCGUCCGCUCGUUGUGUUGACAAGUCGAGAUCAUAGCCCAGAUUUUGGAGCCAUGGCACUGAACACUUGGAGGUUGAAUACAAACCGAUAGCUCUAUUGUUUGUAUAUAUAAGUUUGAUUUAUUUUUCCAUGGCGCUAUAAUGGAAAAAUAGUUUGAGAUUCUGUUAGAAAUCUAUUUAGAUUUUGAGUCUCAACAGAAGGACAGUAGAUGCAUAUCUCCAGCGGAAGCAGCAUGGUUUGUUAUUGAAUCAUUUGUAUGAGAUUCUUUGCAUGUCACAAAAUAGACGUGUGCCUCAAAUUGCAGAUGAUGCAUAUUUGAUUAGCCGAGGCUGCACUGCGAGUCAUUUGCAUUAUUCCGCAGUGAAGGUGAGAAAGGACGCCCUUUGCAGAUGUUGAAACAAUCUCUGAGUAAUUUCCUCAAACAGUUCUCUUAUUAUAUCGGCUUUCCAGGAUGAUUAUGAAUUAUACAACAUAUAACUCUGGCCAGACAAUCUAAUUUUCAAAAACAUGUUUGAGCAGAGCUUAGAAUUUACAUAAACCACAGAUAGAUUUGCUUGAUGAAAAAAAAAGGAAUGAAAUGCAAACUAGUGACUAAGCAGUCAGCAAGUUCCUGCUAUCUAUUAAGUAUAUUAUAUGAGAGAUAUGCAUUUUAGCUUUGGUGAGGCAAACAGUAAUUAGAUAAUGCAGAUUGUAUUGGUCAAUGGCUGUGACCCUUACUUUAUUUUACCACUGAACAUAGUGAGGAAUGCCUUUCUGCAUAAUAUUUCUAGAUUCAAACUGAUUUAUGUAAAAUAAAACAGGCUGUGGCAAAGUGGACUGAGAUCACAGAGUCACUGGAACCUCUUUAUAGUGAUGAUUUUUGCCUUCAAUGGUCCCCAACAAACAUUUUUACAUUUGAAACCCUGCAUGAUUUAAUGUCCCCGUCUCUUCACAUUCACUCGAAAAAAACAACAACAUCAUCCUGUGAAAACAUCAGACUGUUAAUAAGAGGCAAAGAUCACAAGUGUGGAAGUCUUUUUGGCGCACAUGUUCAGGCUGAGUGUUUGAAAUUAUCCCUGAUUGCUUUAAUUGAGGUAGAUAUUUGGAGGCAAUAUUAACUUGCUUUUUAUGGCAAAUUUUAUUACACGGUCCCUAAAUGUACCUUUAAGACAUAUAUGUCAAAAACAGUAGUUGACCAAAAUGUCUGACGAAGGAGACUAAAGGAGGAAAAAAACAAACAAUAAGUAACCACUUAAAUAAGAAUGCAAUGUCAUGGUGUUGAGACAAAAAUGUAUAUCGCAACAUUAACCCCUUUGUGCAGUUGCUGUUUGAAGUCUGUAUUUCACCAAUUAUGCAUCUUACAAUUAUUUACAUCCUUGUAUCUAAUGCUGAACAACCUUCCUGUGUAAAUAAGAGAAAAUCACAGCUAAUGGGUUGAACUGGAGAUACUGUGUGUGCAAUAUUAAAUGCAAAGAAGUCAGCAAUAUAGGUCGGUGAAUAAUCUUUUUAAAUUAAAUCUCACUUUUUUAUUAUUAUUUUAUAAAGUACUACUAGCACUAUUUAAAUGCCUAUAAUAUAAAACAUAAUAAAAAUAGCAUCUAAAUUCACAUAUUUAUAGCUUUGAAGUGGCUAAUUAAUUUUUCCCACAUAAACCCUGCUGUUGGCCUCCCAACAGCAGAGGGCGCUGCAUAAAGGGGUUAAUAGUAGAAUUUGUAUUUUUAUUACUUCCCAAAAUGUCAUGAUGUAUUUGUUUACAAAAUUAAUUGAACACCAGCUUUGAACAGAUUUAUCCAGUAAAAAUAAAAUGUUUUGUCUUAUAUUUUACGAGUUGCACCAAGAACAAAUAAAAUGUUUUUUUAAAAGGACUGUUUCCGCUGCUACACCAACAAUUAACUCAGUAAACAUCAAUGCAAAGGACCAGACAAACGAGGGGAUACGCAUCAUGAACAAAAGUAAAAAGGCCUCAACCAUUAAGGAAAGCAGCCACUGUUAUUUCUGUUUUGUUCAGUACAGGCUUGUGUCCAGUGCUCAUCAGGACAAUAAAUAAGAAUAAAUACAUUUUCAAAAAAGUAAAUAAAUAAGUUAAGCAGAGCCAUGUGUUCUGAACUGAAGCAUAGGGUAAAAACAAAAAAACACAUCUGCUGCUUAAGUAGAAUUUUUAUCCAGCAAAUGUAUUUUUGGAACAAUGGGCUUUUUUUGCCGACUGUAGGUAAUCUAGUCCAGAAUAAACUGAUUGCAAUCAGCAGAAAUACUGUACUCUAGCCCUGAUAUUCACACGUUUAUUUCUAAAAGUAUUAUGGAUCUCAAGCUUUACUGAAUCCAUCUUUAGUGUAAAGUAAAAAUAUUCUUUACGUAACCAAAAAUAACCAUUACUACCACAUUAUUUAUCAUUCACUGUAUGGAUAAUGUAUGUUCCCUGCAUGCCUUUUCUCUUAAGACAAAAGACAAGCUGAGACGGACACAGCUGAGAGGAAAAAGUCGCUGAGGGCUUUACUCCAACACUUUCUGCAGUCUCCACUUCCAUCAAAAAUUCAGCUUGCUAAAAAUAAAUGGGCACGUUAUCACAGAAGUGCGAACUCAUUUGGUUUAGAGCCAGCAUUUCUGUCUUUAUGGGUCUGCAUUCGCGAAGCAUUUUGAUGUCUGAACAGAAAAGGCAGUAAAAUCUCCUUGCUAUGGCCCCCGUUCAGAUAAUUCACAGCGCUGCAGCUCCUGAGUGAAACGCAAAUCAAAACCGGGGGAAAAGCAGCAUCACAGAGGAGUUUUGUUUGCGGUGAAUGAGUGGAUCUAAAAAUAAUGUCGCUGAACUUGCUCUUACAUGUUCUAAUAUGUGAUAAUAUUAUCCAAAAAUCCAAAAUCUUUGUUGAUUACUUUUACUAAAGGCAUAAAGAGGAAGCCUAACAUUUACGCUGAAUAUGUUACACACAGCACAUGACCAACCAGGUUCACAAGCUCCAUUUCUUUUUUUCUUUCUUUUUACCAAGGUAUAGUUUGACAACAUGGAGAGAGUAACAUGUAAGACUGAAACCACUAUCAUGUCUUUUUGUUAACGUGGACAGUAAACAAAAGUAGUACUAGACAAGUAGUAAACAUCUCGCGCUGAGCUACUGAGAAGUAACUCUCAGCUUUAUGCAAAUGAUAAGUGAGAGAAGAGAAGAGAGGGAAUGGCUUCGGGUCUUUUAUCAAUGAUUUAAAAAUUACAAUAUACGACAUCAGCAAUUGGGACAGGGCACAUAAAUUAACCUGAUGUAGGUUUAAGGUGAGGACACAGCAAACCGACAUCAGAGAACUACCGGCCAGGAAGAACAAACUGUGAUGUAUGAAGGAGUAAGGGUUCAAGUUCCAAGUGUCUAAGCUCCAACAGUGCGUUCAUAGAGAGACAAAGUAGUUGUCGGUCUUUGGCCUCUCUGAAUGUCUUUGACACAACAAACUGACAAUCAGCUGUUGAUUGGUGAGCAUCGAUGGUUUUUGCAGUGUGGAAUUAGUUUAAAACGAGUUGGUCAGAGACAGAUGUCUUCAGGUUAGCGAACCGGAGCACGAGAAGAAAAAACGGAAGGGAUUAAAGUAAACGAAACAAGUUACAACCAAUAAAUUGUAGAUACACUGAUCAGUGCAAUUCAGAGGAGGGCUGUCACCUACAGCAGUUUAUAGUCGCCCCUUUCUGUCUUUGAAUGAUGAAUAGAAACUUUUCUAGACUGUUUUUAAGCUCAUCAUCUGUGACAGACAUUAUUCUCAACUGUCUGACUGAUUUUGUAUAUUCUCCCUCAUUCACUCUCACAGUUUAGGCAUCAAGAGUCAAUGAACUGACCUGAGCACUUGGAAGGCUAGUGACAGUAAGACUACACAACCCAGAAUGCAAUACUCUGUCAAGAAAAGGCCAGGCUUUUAGUUUGCCCCUGUUUCCAGUCCUCAUGCUAAGCUAAAUUAACUGAACCAUAGCAAGAAAAUGAACUAUUCCCUAAAACAAAAAAACUUGUUUUAGUUUUUAACCUUUUUCUCAAAGACAGAACAAAAUGCACAAAUGCAGUGGAGACGCUGAGCUUUAGCCUGAAAUAGUAAGAAUAAAGCUUUAAGAUCAAUUUUGAAAUUCUGUGAUGGUCAAAACUGCAGUUUAAAGAAGAAAACAAUGUAGACAAAGCAAACAAUGUAACAUGCCGGUGCUGACUGUAAUUUGUCUUAUUAUUAAUGUGAUUGAUUUACUUUAACAGAUAUAGUUUUAAUGUAAAUAGUUUGAAUAUUUUCACAAUAAACUGCUUUUUUAUUUCACCGACGGACACGGAUGAAUGACAGAAUUACUGCAAAGUACUGGUAGUUUAAUGUGAUUUGCAACUUUUAUUUGGAUGGUCUUCAGUGUUGGAGGUACCUUUUUAUUUUAUGAAUGGUUACAUUAAUAGUAAUUCAUUCAAUAGUCCUCACGGUUUAUAGUACUGAACAGGAAAAUGACCAGAACUGAUUUGACAUUAAGAUUUGUAAAAAUUAUCAAAUCAGUACCAGCUAAAACUCUCACGAGUGCAGUGCAGUACCAAAGCCACGGCGGCUUGUGGACUUUCACUUAGCCUCAAGGCUUCAAACACAUAGUCCUAAAACGGGAUGUGGGUGCACUCACCAAUUCUGAGACGACAUCCUUGAGAGCAAUAUGUAGUUCAGUGCUGUAACAUUUAUAAACGCUGUCCCUAACAGUGACAAAAAUAUGGGAAAGACCGGGGAAACUUUUUUAGAGCGCUGCAACACCCCUACAUUUCAUUGGCUCUUGUAUUGUUGAAGUCAUUACCUUUGAUUGCUACUGAGAAGCAUGCAACUCUGUGCCUUCAUAAUAUUGCCUCGUACUCCUUUUUCUGGGCCUGCAGAGAGAAAAGCAGCGUUAAAUAUCCAAAUUACUGCUUUAAUUUGAACACAGAUCUAUUUUUGUGGUCAGCUCCAGAAAGCUGCCUAGUUCAAAAACCCUACACAUAGAUUUAGAGAUAUAUAUAUAUAUAUACAUAUAUGCACAGGUUACACUGCAACAUUUAGAUACUAAAGGCAGAGCAAAGUUUGAAUUUGGUGUACGGUUCAUGUAAUAUGCACAUGCCUCUUUGUUCACACGUCAUGUGAUGACAAAUGUAUUCAAGCACAAUGGCAACUCUUUGUUGCGAAAUGUGGCAUACUGUGCUAUUCAUAAUAAAUAUUUUAUACAUACUG